Molecule: messenger RNA, 1094 nt
Organism: Oldenlandia corymbosa var. corymbosa
Lineage: Eukaryota; Viridiplantae; Streptophyta; Magnoliopsida; Gentianales; Rubiaceae
Source: the annotation of a GenBank genome assembly
GUAAGUGUCCCAAUUCCUUGCAAUCUCACCAAAUUAAAUUCUAAAGAUUUUUUUUUCUUAAUUUGCAUUGCCCUUCUUUUUCAAUCCAUAUCCAACCUUACUUCCCCUAAUUUUUUGCGGUCUUAUUUCCCUAUAUAUGACAUACUAACCCUUUCUUCUUUCUGCCGUGCAAGUAGUAGGAAAGCAAGAAACCAGAGAAAGUUGGAAACUUUCAACUCUGGUUAGUUCUUUUGGUUUUUAAUCGACCAAUUUUGAUUGUUGUUUGUUUGGUUGAAUUAAGAAAGGAUGGUGAGAAGAAGGGUUGAAAUCAAGAAAAUCGAUGACAACAACAAAAGGCAAGUUACGUUCACGAAGCGGCGCCAAGGGUUGUUCAAGAAAGCCAACGAGUUGUGCAAGAAAUGCGAUUGCCAGAUUGCUGUUAUGGCUGUUUCUAAAGCCGGGAAUCUGUUCGCUUUCGGUAACCCUACUUUCGAUGCGACUGUCCAACGUUAUCUGGACGUCAAAGCAGCCGAGGCCGCCGCCGGGGUGCCGGAAACAAAGGCCGAUGUCCUCCAUCAGCAGCAGGAGGAGCCGGAGUCGGAGGAGGAUUCGGAGUCCACCGAUUUGGAGGAAGAUAAGAGUUUGGCUCUGCGUUUAGCCCCUCCUCAGGAAAAGAAAGAGGAAGAGAAGAAGGUGGAGGAAGAAACGGCGUUAUGGGAUAUCCCGGUUGAUGAGAUGGGUUUGGAUGAACUGCAAAAAUUGAAUGCCCGGAUGGAAGAGGUGAAGAAGAGAAUUGCUGAUCGAGCUAAUGAUAUCAUACGUAUUGGUGGAUCAGUGAAGAACUGAUGAUUGAUGCUCUCUGUUUCUCUCUUUGUUUGGUUUUGGCCCCAAUUUUCUUUUUGUUGAAUUCUCUGUUCUUGGUGAUUAGUGUACUCUGUUUUUUUUGGUUUGAUAAUUCAUUUGUUAGAAGGAGUAGGAUUCAGGAAGCAAGGGUUUUAGAAUGAGGUUUACAGUUUAGUUUUGGCAAUGGUGUCUCUAAAGCAAGCAUGGUAUCACUUUGAAAACCUCAUUGCCAAUCUUCUUUUUUUUAAUUGCAUUUCUUACAUCAUUCCUUU